This is a messenger RNA of Thunnus maccoyii (southern bluefin tuna), 5279 nucleotides long. It is a transcript of the gene elk4, whose product is annotated as ETS transcription factor ELK4. The transcript is spliced from 6 exons. Lineage: Eukaryota; Metazoa; Chordata; Actinopteri; Scombriformes; Scombridae. The record is from RefSeq and is a predicted model, not a curated record. The coding region runs from base 239 to 1669 and encodes 476 amino acids. Gene Ontology annotation, biological process: cell differentiation; regulation of transcription by RNA polymerase II. Gene Ontology annotation, cellular component: nucleus. Gene Ontology annotation, molecular function: DNA-binding transcription factor activity, RNA polymerase II-specific; sequence-specific DNA binding.
CAAUGAGGGGUACGAGGAACCUUGAAAGCAGCAUUAUUUCCUGUUCAAAGGAUAUAUCGUCAGUACUAGUCAGAGGCAGUUUAAUGUAUUUUCUGCUCAGGUAUUUGCUUGACACACUGUUUGAAACUUGUUUCCUGAGCUAUGACACACUAGAAGGCGUUACAGCAAUGUUUUGGGAAUAUUUCGACACGGCUGGACGACUCGGAAAUUUAGCGGGCUCUACGAGCGAGUGAGAGACAUGGACAACUCUGUCACCCUGUGGCAGUUCCUUCUCCAGCUCCUUUUGGAUUCCAGUAAUGAACAGCUGAUCUGCUGGACCAAUGAGGAAGGGGAGUUCAAACUGCUGCAGGCAGAGGAGGUGGCCCGGCUGUGGGGAGCCCGCAAGAACAAGCCCAAUAUGAACUAUGACAAACUCAGCAGGGCUCUCAGAUACUACUAUGACAAGAACAUCAUAAAGAAGGUGAACGGUCAGAAGUUUGUCUAUCGCUUUGUGUCCUACCCUGACAUCCUUAAAGGAGAUGUUGCCACCCGAACAGAGGGCGCAGAUGUGGGUACUGGGGGCAUCCCUGCCCUAACAAGAAGGGGGGACAGCACCCUACAGGAGGUCGAAUCUGGUGACCGCAGCAAGGUAGGAGGUAGUACAGGUGCUCUGAUCUCCAGCACCAAGCAGUCAAACCGUAAUGACUACAUCCACUCUGGCUUGUACACUUCCUUUACCCUCAACUCACUGCAAAAUGGACGCCAGCUCUUCAAGUCCAUUAAAAUAGAGAACCCAGCAGAGAAGAUGGCUGAUAAAAGGGGUCUCUCUGCUGCAACUCAGAGCCAGGAGCCUCAACCACCACAGUCAGCUGUGUUACCAUCCGUCAUCAAGUUUGGAAACACCCCUCCAAAGCCAGCACUGCCUCCUCAGGUUGCUGUAGACGCAACAAUCAUGUCCAAUCACUUGGACCCUCUGCAGGCUCCACCCCAGAGAACGGAAGACAUCAGCACACACUCCACCCUGCCGUCCCAGCACAUCUACUCAUUUGAACACAUCCGCCCAUCAGAAUCACAGUUCAGCCUACCGGACCUGACCUCGGCCAGCCCGUCCCCAAGCUUAGUGCCAGACUCCUCCCAGGAGCUGGUGAUCGACAGCGACAUGGAGUCCGGAUCCUCUCAGCCCGCCGAUGCUCAGGCACUAGAGCCCACAGAUGCUCAGGCAGAGAAGGUGGAAAGUGGCAGUGGUUUGUCUGGAGAUGAGACCAUUGUGGUGGACGCUGAAACCAGUUCAUCAUCAGUGAGCAGCAGCAGCACCACAGUCUGCACUCAGAGCUCAGGAAAGGCACGCAAGCCACCGAAAAUCCUGCAGAUCAGCCCGCCAACUCUGCUGGUCACUACCUCUGACUUCUCACCCAUGAAUCUCUGCAGCCCCUCUCUACCUACUGCCUCUCUCACACCAGCAAUGCUACAGACUCCCACUCUGUUGCUGACUCCCAGUCCCCUACUGUCCAACAUCCACUUCUGGAGCACGCUCAGUCCGGUUGCUCCACUCAGCCCCGCCACACGACGCCAGGGAGCCCACCUGUUCCAAUUCCCAUCAGUCCUCCCCCCACAGUUCCAGAUCCCCAUACACAGUAUGGAUGGGACCAACACACCUGGCCCCAUUUCUCCAGACCCUCAGAAGACAUAGGAUUAACCCCCUGCACUUCCUCACUGCAUUAGGACCCAGACAGCCAGACACUGACCCCCCCCUCCAGCCCCAGCUCCAUCUCCUGCCCCUACAUCCAGGACUAUGAUGUGGGAGCUGAGGCACUGCCAUUCCUCAUCACUCUGGUGCUUUAAAGUCCUCUGCCACACAAGUCACACUACAGUCAGAUGUGUGGAGGGAUGUGGAGAGAUGCUGGCAGUCCAGGUUUGAUGGAGGUUUGUCUCAUAGCAUGUACACCCUGAGGAUGCUAUCGUAUACUCACACACACAGAUGCCAUCGGUCCUUACACACUUAUGGAUUCACUUCGUCUGGCUUGUCUGGAUCCUCAGUCACAACAAUAAAGAGGGAGGAAUUUCCAUGGCAACCAUUGGUGCAUGUGGAUUGGACUCUGAGCAGCCAUAAUCUGCUUCAUAUUUGGACACAGACCAGUGGAAUUGCAGAUAGCUGAAUCUUUCUUUUUAUAGAAUUUCCUUCUGAUCUUGUGCAACAGUGUUAUUGCCAAAAAGACACAUUUUCUGUUAUCAAUUCCUGUUUUUCUCCUCUGCUGACAAUGAUUGUUUCUUUUUGUGCUCUCUUCUUCACCUUUUACUCUUAUCGAAGGGUAGUGCUUUAACCUGAUAACCUGCAUGUUACCUACAAGUCUCUUAUCUUUCACCUAGCUUUGAACCUCGCCUCACCUGCCUGAGUGUGCACUGUUUGCUGCUCUGAAAAGUUGGCUUACUGUAGCCAUAUCCAAUAGGACUUCUUCUACCUAAACUGUCUUAUCGUGACACGUGGCCAUAAUCCGAGCUGAACCUUGAAUCAUGCCUCCGUGUUAAUAGUUUUAAUGUAAAUACAGUAGGAUAGCCCUGAAAGCCAGUGUGUUCUGGUCCGUGUGCAGCCAGUCAGCUUUCAGGUGUGAAUGAAAGAAAGUGAAGCCAUAAACCCUUUCUGUGCAUCGACCCUGCAAGCAACAUCACACAAAGUGUGGAUUUCCAGCUGCUCUGAUGUUGCCUUUUAUAACUCUGCAUUGUUGAAGGCAGCCAGACUCCAAGCAUCAUGUCUGACACAUUUAUUUUAGUGUUUCAAUUCAAAGUUGUAGAGAAAUGGUUCAUUUUCAGGUGCUGUAAUCAACUUAAAGGAGUAAUUUGACAUCAUGGGAAAUAUGCUUAUCUGCUGUCUUGCUAAGAAUUAGAUGAGAAGAUCGCUGAUAUCUGUAUGGUACAUAUAUAGCUGGAGCCAGCAGAUGAUUAGCAAACAGCUGGCCUGACUCUGUCCAGCACCUCUAUAACUCACUAAUUAACCGUUACAUCUUGUUUGUUUCAUUCGUACAAAAAAGUGUACAAGCAACAUGUGGUUUUACAGAGGGUUAUGUCCCAAACUAUUUCUUUGCUGGCAGCAGUGACUUCCUUUCUCUGCUGGUUGCCUGGCAACUGCUGGCCAGGAGCACAUAACCCCCUUGUAAAACCACAAUUUGUCCUUUUUACACUUAACAAGAUGUAACAUAUUAAUAAGUGAGCUUCAGAUGUGCUGGUAGGUGGAUGUUGUUACCUUUGGACAGAGCCAGGCUAGCAGUUUCCCCUGUUUCCAGUCAGUUUCUGCUGGGCUAAGCUAACCCGCUGCUGGCUGUAGCUUCAUAUUUACCAGAAAGAUUUUUGGUUUUCAUCUAACCCUCUGCAAGAAAGCGAAUAAGCGUAUUUCCCUAAAUGUUGAACUACUCCUUUAAGUCCGGUUUGAACUACAGACAGACAUGAAGCAAAAUCACAGCAGAUCUGGAAACCUCACUGAGCGUCCACAGUGCUGCUCAGUGUCCUGAGCUUCAAUGACUCGUUGCUUGCAUUGUCUCUGCAGUUAUUUAAACUCAGACUCAACCUCCAAAUUUGAAAAGCUAGACUCUUGGCAGUCUUGCUUGAACCUUUGCCUGGCCUUAGCCAUCUGAAAUACAUCAACCUUUAAUUCUGAGGAGCAUUUAAGCACCUUCCUUGCCAUAAAUCCCUCGUAGAUUAUCAGCCAUGAAAGGUUUACACCUGCUUUGUAAAUGACUUUGAAGCCAUAAGUCUGAGACACAGAGUGGUAGAUCCCAACUUUCUGUGCUAUUAAACGUGGAAAUUGUACAUCGCACUUGUUUACAUGAUACUUGGAUGGAACCCAACAGAGUGUUUGUUUACCCAAGUGUCAAUUUCUAACCCAGGGAUGGAUGACCAGCGAAUCCUCUAGAGGGGAACUCAUUUUUACUCCACUAACAGACAUUUGCCCCCCUGAGCCUACAGUCCAUCACAUUGAUAUACGGUGCCUUACCACAGCCGAGCCCAAGUUUAUCUCCCAAAAGUGGACGAAUUGUAUCAUUUAAGAGGUAAUAUAGAUGUAACAGCAUACAACAGCGUUCCUGUUUAAUGUUUUUCUGCCAUAUCUUUGACCAAACCAGAGCCCCAGGAGUUUGGUGUGAAGCUUCAGAGGGAGUACACUGCAGCUGGUGCUUUGCAGUACCUGAAAGGUGCUGCACUUGUCUUUGGGAUGCAUCACUGUACAUAGACAGCAACAUGGGUUAAUAUGCACAGCAUGUAAAUUUAAUCAGGCCAUGUCUUACAGUUAGCGGUCAUGUCUCUUUCCAACCCGCUUAUAAAUGUUUUGUGUUAAGAAAUCUACUCAGAAAGUAUAUAAAUAUAUAGAUAUACUGUAUAAAACUUGUUUAUCUUUUUUUGUGUAAUCUCCUUUUAUUUUCCUGUAACACCAAUAGAAUUUUAAGAUUAAUUUCUAUUUUUGUAACGGCCAGAUAUUUAGAUGUCUGCUAUUUUGAGUUCUCUGAUUUAACGUUUUAUCUGUGCAUGUUGAUUUUCUCUUCUGUGUUUGGGAGGCGUCGGCCAUUUUGGGGAAUCAAAGCCUUAUGGGGAGAGAUCUAAAUCUAUGUUUUAUAUGUCAAGUGUUUUGAUAUAGUGUUGAUAUUGUAAAUGCAGAUGUUGUGAUGGAACGUUUGCACUUAAAAACUUUGGGGUUCCUGUAGUAUUGGAUUCUGUCGCUUUUCUAUGACUCAGAUUUCUUCUUUGAUGACAUGUUGUUGAUGUUUGCUUACUGAGAAAUGUAUAUUUUCCCAAAGGGAGGAUAAAAUUAUGCACUUCGUAUUUUAUACGGCAAAACAGAGUUCAGUCUAAUCUUUUACAGUAUAUAUAUAUCAAAUGAUUUACAAUGAUUUGUAAUUAGGCACUACCACACAAUAUUUAUUUAUUUGAAUUUAUAGUAGAGCCCAAUAGAAUUGGUAGCUUACAUGGCAUUUUUGCAUUAACUUUGAUAAAAACUAUACAAUAGCUGGAUAGUGACCCCAAAGCCCUAAAGCCCAUGUAAAAAUGUCCUCCUGUUAGUUUGCAUAAUUCUUCAUUUCUGUCUUCUGAAUAUGUUUCUCCUUGAACUUACCUUGAAAUGUAAAAUCUCCUUUUAAAAGAAAAGACUCACAGUUCUUGCUUUGUUCUGUCCAGUUCUCUAUUUGUUUGAGGCUUUUUCAAAUGUUUACAAGCUACUUGUCUUAAGUGGCGUAUCUAUGUGUGAGAGGAUGUAGAGGAAGUGCUCCUAACGGAAGAGUUAGGUGAGACCAAUAAUAAAAGAUCUCUAACUAACCACA